UGAGCAAAGCGCUCUUCUGAACCCGAUCGACCGAGUCUACUGUAGCAGUACAGUGUGCGCAGCGCGCAGUGGCAAGUUUAACUUUUAACAUUUCAUUUCGGAAAAAGUUCGCAAACACGACACGCAUCUUCGGUGGAUUUAACUCCGCAGGCGGAAAGACGGUGCGAUUUUCUUUUUCCACCUGGGGCUUGAAGAAGACAUCUACACUACCUAUCCAGUUCAGGAAGGUGCUGGUCCCUGGUGUCCUUAAGCAAUGAUAGAAAUCUCUGUGUGGACACUGAGAGCUCUUAUGCUUCUGGUGCUCCUGUUGCCAAGCUUAUUGGAGUGUCAGCAUAUCACAGUUCACAGGAAGGUUCCUACGAGGCCGGAGUACCAGCUGGACCAUGGAACCAGGGAGGGGGGGGUUUCAGGCUCCUGGGGCCAUUGGGGGCCGUGGGGAGACUGCUCACGGUCCUGUGGUGGAGGGGUGCAGGAACAGACUCGCUCAUGCCUGCUGAUUGACGACACUCUAGCCAACCAUCCCCCAGGACAAGCCCCUCUCCCCCUGACUCCUGGUGGUGUAGUGCCCAUGUUACACUCCUCUGGCCCCCUGCACCGCAAUCAAGUAUGGCAUUCACACAAUAGCACACACCCUGGUUCUCACCGAUCGAUGGGGAGCCACCCACAAGGCCCCAGAAACCACCGCCCCGGACACAGGGGGGGUCAUGGACGCAUCGUGCCGGGGAGGUACGGCUAUGGGCGGAUGCCGUACGUCAUGCCGCUGCAGACGGACACCGGCCAGCAGCAGAGCCGUCCACGGGGCCGCAGGAGGAGACAGGGCCCCUCAGUAGGGCCCCAACCUAAGGCCCGACACCGGGGACAGUCGUCGGGCUUCCCGCUGCAGACCAGCCGUGAUUUCAGUAGCCCCCAGCAGCAGCCCACUGGGUCUCAGGCCAUGGCGGGGCUAGCGGGGGCCUCACUUUACCAGGCUCCUAGCUCCCAGCUGGGCUCCUACCUUGACAACGGCCCAUCAGUGGCCCGCAGUCGGCCGCCUCCCGCUGUCUGUCCUGGGGCCCAGAAGCUGCACCGGAUGUGUAACACCAACGCCUGCCCCCCACCCGGCCGGCACAUCAGGGAGGUGCAGUGCUCCUCGUACAACAGCCGCCCCUUCAUGGGUCGCCUCUACCAGUGGGAGCCGUUCACAGACGCUCAGGGGGACCAGCACUGUGAGCUCAACUGUCGUGCUGUCGGCUUCCGUUUCUAUGUGCGUCAGUCAGAGAAGGUGAUUGACGGCACGCCAUGCGGCAGGAACGAAACGUCGGUCUGCAUCGACGGAUCGUGUCAGAGUCUUGGCUGUGAUGGCUUCCUGGGUUCAGGCAAAUUGAUGGACACGUGCGGAGUGUGUGGGGGUGACAACACAACUUGCCGGCUGGUGUCCGGGAUCUUCAAGCACAGCAUGAUAAAGAUGGGAUAUCACAAGAUUGUGGAGAUCCCAGAGGGGGCUACCAAAAUCAACGUCACAGAGAUGAUCAAGAGCAGGAAUUACCUGGCUCUGCGCAGUCGAUCUGGACGCUCUAUUGUCAAUGGACAAUGGGCCAUUGACAGGCCUGGGAAGUAUGAGGGAGUGGGCACCAUGUUCACUUAUCGCCGGCCCAAUGAGAUCAGUAGUACAGCUGGGGAGUCUCUGCUGGCUGAGGGGCCCACCAAUGAGAUUUUGGAUGUCUAUAUGAUCUACCAGCAGCCCAAUCCUGGGAUACACUAUGAAUUCUUACUUCCUGCAGAGAAUCCACAAGAUACCAAGAAUGAGGGGAACACUUUGGAUGGCGAGGGUGCAUACAUGCGUCCUGGAGGCUCAGACCAGGAGGGGUACCAUCACCCCCGAAAGGAACCUAACAACCAGGUGCUCCGACAACAUCAUGCCUGGAAGCGAGUCGGCUUUACAGACUGCACUGUCUCUUGUGGCAGAGGCUCCAGGCGUACAGUGUUCCACUGUGUCCAUAGUGCCACCCUCCAGCCUGUGGCCGACAGCUUGUGUGAUAGAACCACUCGGCCCAGCCCCCAAGAGGAGCCCUGCAACGUGGAACCCUGUCCUGCCUUCUGGGACAUCGGCGAAUGGUCUGAGUGCAGCCGUACCUGCGGUCCGGGCCAGCAGCAUCGGCAGGUGCUCUGCAGGCAGACCUACGCCAACCGGACCCUGAACGUGCACACGGGCCGAUGCCAGGACCUGGAGAGGCCAGAGACCACCACCUCCUGUCAGCUCAGGAUCUGCAGCGAGUGGCAGAUCCGCAGCGACUGGAGCACGUGCUCUGUCCCCUGCGGGGUGGGUCAGAGGUCACGGGAGGUACGCUGCAUCAGCAAUGCGGGCGACUUCGUGGCUGACGAGGAGUGCAACAUGAAGCUGCGACCAAGUGACACGGAGAACUGUGACAUGGGCCCCUGUGCCAAGAGCUGGUUCUUUACCGAAUGGGGCAGCCGGUGCUCGGCGGAUUGCGGAUUCGGGGUGAAGACCCGUGGCGUCCUCUGCUUGACCAAUCACGUUAGCAGCUUGCCGCUGGAUGGCUGUGGGCCAGAGCGCCCCCCAGAGUCCCAAGUUUGUAACAACGGGCCAUGUGAGAAUCAAAUAGAAUGGUUUACGGGACAGUGGAGUCAGUGCUCUGCAGACUGCGGCCAUGGCCGACAGCAGAGGGAGGUGGUGUGCCUGAUGAAGUCUGACAAGGGUUUCUCAGUUCUGCCCCCUUAUGAGUGCUCCUCCCUGGACCAACCCCCCACCCAGCAGAGCUGCCAGCUCAAGGCAUGCAGCGCCAAGUGGUACCACACUGAGUGGAGUGCUUGCUCCAAGACAUGUGAAGGCGGGUUCCGGGUUCGAGAGGUACGCUGCCUCUCGAAUGACAUGGUGCCCAGUGAGGCCUGUGAUGCACGGCUACGUCCAGAAGAACGAGAGAGCUGCAGCCCGGAGCCCUGUGCCCCAGAGAUCGAUGAGAACUGUCGAGACAAAUACUAUAACUGCAAUGUGGUCGUUCAGGCUCGCCUGUGCGUGUACACUUACUACCAGACCACCUGCUGUGCGUCCUGUACCCGCGGGGCCCAGCGGCACUCGGGGUACUGGGGGGCGAGAUGACUCUUCUCCCCGGGGGUGUCAGAACCUACUCUGGACCAGAGAGGAUGAUACAGAUGAUGUGGGUGUGCAGCUACAGCAAUUUUCAGAAAAUACUAAUCUAAUAAGCAAGAAGCACCUUGUGCUGGCUUAAGGAGGGACCACAAUACACAGACACAAAGGGCACAACUGAAAGCCUUCUCCUUUAAUGCUGCGCUGUUAGGGAAUCAUCCGGAUUCUUGGCUGGGAAUCGGAGCUGAGAGAGAGAGAGCGAACGGGAGAGAGCUGUGCCCAUCACUUACCUGAGCCCAUCACUUACCUGAGCCCAUCACUUACCUGAGCCUCAGAGAACCUGGGAGACAGACCUCACAGAGAUCCUGCUGUAGAGACAUUCUUCAGGGGAUCUGGGGUCAGCUUUCAGAGGGAGUGGAAGUGUUUGCAAUUUCAUUGGGAAGAUUUCGCAAAGUUCACACUCAAGGACUCAUUUUUUAAAAUACGAAUAUGUAUAAACUGUAUAGUGUUUUGUAUGUCAUGCCUGUAUUUAUAAAAUGGUGAGUUAUAUACAAAUGCCAAAUUUUCUUAAAUGUCUAUUAAACUGAUCACAAUUUAUUGUUCCUAAAUGAUUUUUAUUUCAAUGGCUCAAAUUGUCCAUCAUUGGCUUUCAGUGUUGGGCAGAAAGACUGAAUAAUUUAUUUUGGAUUAUUGGAGCACAUCCUGAAAAGGUCAUUUUGUACUCUGCAGCACUUCUCCGCUGAAAAUAAAUCCCAGUUUUCCCAUUUGUGAAAUAAAUUCACUGCAUUAAGUCACUUUAA
Brienomyrus brachyistius is the source of this 3885-nucleotide messenger RNA. RefSeq names its product thrombospondin type-1 domain-containing protein 4-like. The record is from RefSeq and is a predicted model, not a curated record. Gene Ontology annotation, biological process: extracellular matrix organization. Gene Ontology annotation, cellular component: extracellular matrix. Bases 254 to 3097 code for a protein of 947 amino acids. Lineage: Eukaryota; Metazoa; Chordata; Actinopteri; Osteoglossiformes; Mormyridae. Gene Ontology annotation, molecular function: metalloendopeptidase activity. The transcript has 18 exons.